AUGACGAAGCGUCUCAAAACCUGGGCCAGGCCUAAGGAAAGUAGUAUUACCAACUACAGAACAAGGAUCGCUCUCAUUCUCCCUAUUUCCUAUGCACCAGCCACCAGGAACAACCAUCCCAGGACCUCUGGACAAAAGCUUUGCAUCGAUUUUGUCCAAUACUGGAUCGUCUCCGUGGAACUUCCUCGCGAAGGGGGCGUUGCUGUCAACCAUCCUUUCAUGCCCCACACAGAAUUGGAUAUAAUCUUUAAGAAAAGAAAAUUUGAACGCCCAUUGUUGCCUCGCCAAAUUGCACAGCGCAUACCAUUUGCAUCAGCAAAGAUAAAAGAAAUAUUUGAGAUGCUUUCUAUGAAACCAGAAGUAGAGAAUGUAAAGAUUGUAACGGAAACCAUUAGUUUGUGCGAAGCGCCUUCGAUCAGAGGAGUAGAAAAAAAUUGUGCAACUUCAUUGGAAUCCAUGGUUGAUUUUAUCACUUCUAAGCUUGGGAAGAACGCCCAAGUUAUUUCUACAGAGGUAGAAAAGGUAAGCAAGUCCGAAAAAUUCUUAGUGAAAGAUGGAGGGAAGAUUUUAGCAGAAGAAAAUAUCAUUGUAUGUCAUCCAAUGAAUUACCCAUAUGUUGUGUUUUACUGCCAUAAGAUAUCAAACAUUACUGUACGUUUUAUGCCAUUGGAGGGAGAAGAUGGAAGUAGGGUUAAAGCUGUAGCAGUGUGCCACAAAGACACAUCAGAAUGGGAUCCAAAUCAUGGGUUUUUACAAGCACUUAAAGUUAAACCCAGAACAGUUCCGGUGUGUCAUAUCUUACCUGAGGGCGACCUUCUCUGGUUUGCAAAAUAGCUUACUGAUUUGGUUUCUCUAACUUGCUGGUGUAUCCUUAAAUAAGUAGGCAUGUGACCUACAUUAGUGUGUGUCUCUGCGAAACUGUGUUAUUUCAUUAUGGAAUAAUGUAAUAUUGUUCUUUUUUCAAGUAUU
Messenger RNA from Vigna radiata var. radiata (mung bean), 969 nucleotides. Its product is annotated as BURP domain protein RD22-like. NCBI's taxonomy places the organism in Eukaryota, Viridiplantae, Streptophyta, Magnoliopsida, Fabales, Fabaceae. The transcript is spliced from 3 exons. The record is from RefSeq and is a predicted model, not a curated record. Bases 1 to 834 code for a protein of 277 amino acids.